Molecule: messenger RNA, 1980 nt
Organism: Cuscuta epithymum
Lineage: Eukaryota; Viridiplantae; Streptophyta; Magnoliopsida; Solanales; Convolvulaceae
Source: the annotation of a GenBank genome assembly
AUGCUGCUUACUGCAAAACUGCAGAGUAUUCCUCACAGGCUACCAGUCGUUCCUCCCGAAAUCUUCGGAGCUGAACCGUUCACCCUUGUUGGCUCAUCAUCAAGUCAACUUCUUUUUUCCAUUUCUCAAUCCUCUUCCGGAAUUCAACAAUUCUUAGAUAUUCUAACAUCAUAACUGCCAUAAUUUAUUUAUUGCAAUAUCCCCUGUUCGAUUGAUCGUUUCAUGGUUCCGGAAUUGGAAAUGGGUGUUGACGAAAUCUUCGGAGAGUCCCGAGCGGUCAGUAUCCCGACCAAGAGCGCGAUCUACGUGUGGGGCUACAACAACGCCGGCCAAACGGGUCGGAAGGGUAAAGAUACGAGCUUGCGGAUCCCUAGGCCACUGCCGCCUGGCCUAUUCGGCUGCCCCGCAGCUGGAGGGAAUUCACGGUGGUUGGACAUCGCUUGUGGCCGCGAGCACACAGCCGCAGUCGCCUCCGACGGCACCCUCUUUACGUGGGGGACGAAUGAGUUUGGUCAGUUGGGUGAUGGAACUGAAAGGAGUAGAAAUUACCCUAGGAAAGUGAAGCAAUUGCAGUCCGAAUUUGUGUUAUCUGUUUCCUGUGGAGCACACUGUACAGCUGCCAUUGCAGAGCCUCGCGAGAACAAUGAUGGAUCCAAGUCAACUAGGAGACUCUGGGUCUGGGGUCAAAACCAGGGCUCUAACCAUCCCCGUCUAUUUUGGGGUGCCUUUGCUCCUGAUGUGAUUAUUCGCCAAGUCUCAUGUGGGGCAGUUCAUGUUGUGGCUCUAUCAGGAGAUGGUGUACUGCAAGCAUGGGGCUAUAAUGAAUAUGGUCAGCUUGGGAGAGGUGUUACAAGUGAAGGCCUUCAAGGCCCUCGUGUGAUUAGUGGAUAUGCUAGAUUUCUCGAUGAAGUCCCUGAGCUUGUGAAGAUUACACAAGUGUCAUGCGGGGAGUACCACUCUGCGGCCAUAUCCGAAGAAGGCGAGGUCUACACUUGGGGACUAGGAAAUGUGGGACAGCUAGGGCAUUGUUCUCUCCAAUCAGGUGAUAAGGAACUUCUACCUAGACGUGUGGUCUCCCUUGAUGGUGUAUUUAUCAAGGACAUUUCAUGCGGUGGUGUCCAUACAUGUGCUCUGACCACUAAAGGGGCUCUCUAUACAUGGGGUGGAGGUCAAGCUGGACAAUUGGGCCUUGGGCCCGUUUCGGGAUUUUUCUCUUGCAAAUUCGAUGAGUCAGACAUGAUGCUUAGGAAUAUACCCAUUCUGGUUAUACCGGCUGGCGUGCAACUUGUUGCUUGUGGCCAUUCUCACACAUUAGUUUUCACCAAGGAAGGAAGAAUCCAUGGAUGGGGUUAUAAUAGCUAUGGUCAAGCUGCUAAUGAGAAAUCGACAUAUGCUUGGUAUCCCUCGCCAGUUGAUUGGUGUGUUGGAGAAGUCAGGAAACUGGCAGCUGGUGGGGGUCAUUCUGCAGUAUUGACGGAUGCAUGUUCAUUGAAGGAGUUAUGCGAGUUUCGUCUUGCUGAAAGCGUGAAUCUUGCCAAUGCAUAUGAAAUUGAGGAUGUUGCAUCAAGAACAGGGUCUGAUGCACUCGCUCGCCUUUGCGAAAGAUUAAGGGAGCAUAUGCUUGAUGGGGAAAAUCAUAGACUUAGCAGUGAUGAGUUUGAUGUAUGAAGCCUAGACAAUGUAGAAGUAUUGUUUGUAUAAUUCUUGUAUUUGCCAUACUGGGGGGAGAUUGAUUCCAAAUAACAUAGACUGUCCUCCCUAGCUAAACAACCUUUUUUCUUAGCAGCUUAUUAGCAGCUAAUUCUUCAAUAAUAAAGCUCGAGAAAUGUACUUGAUAGCAGCUUUUUACUGGAGCAUCAAGAGCUCUGAGUAAACAUGUUCAUUGUAAAUAUAUUUAGUGCAUUGCGUUACUCUUCUGUAAUUGGAAUUUGCUCUUACAUUUUGCCUCCACUCCUAUGAAAGCGGAGUUGAUAUCGGUUA